UCUUUUCGUUAAUCACAUCGAAUUUAUAGAAAAUCAAGUGACUGCCGUGUUUGACCUUAAUUGCUUUUGCUUAUACAUAUAUUUCACACGAUAUUAGUUAUCUACUAAAAGAAGGAUUUAGAUUUAAUGACCAAAAAAAAAAAAAGAGUUCAAAAUAGGUGGGGAAGCUUCGUCUAUAAAUCACAGUUUCCUUCUCGCCGAUCACUCUCUCUCUUGAUUUUUUCUUUCUCGAGAAAAUUUGACAAUUCCUAGAGGAAGAUAAUUUUGGAGCUGUUUGGUUCGUCGGAAAAAGAAGAAGCAAAAUACGUAGAAAUGAGAGGCGCAAAUGGAGAAUCUAGAGCUAUGAAUAACCCUUUGGAGACUAUACAUGCUGCGGCUAACGCGAUCGCUUCAGCUGAGAAUCGUGUCCCGCAAUCUACGGUUCAGAAAAAAAGAUGGGGUGGUUGGUGGAGCAAAUAUUGGUGUUUCAGAUCUUACAAACAGAAAAAGCGAAUUGGACCUGCUGUUCCUGUUUCUGAAACGACUUCUUCCCGUGCUAAUAUACCUGCUGCUGAAAUUCCAACCCAAGCCGUUACAGUGACACUUCCCUUUGUUGCACCUCCUUCCUCUCCUGCAUCUUUCCUUCCAUCUGAACCCCCUUCUGCUACUCAAUCUCCAGCUGGGUUAGUGUCUCUCACCUCUAUUUCUGCCAGUAUGUACUCCCCAGGGCCUGCUUCAAUUUUUGCAAUUGGCCCUUAUGCUCAUGAAACUCAGUUAGUUUCACCACCUGUUUUCUCCACCUUCACCACUGAACCUUCAACUGCUCCCUUCACUCCUCCUCCGGAGUCGGUACACUUGACCACACCAUCCUCGCCCGAGGUGCCAUUUGCUCAGUUCCUUGGCCCUAACCUCCAGUAUGGAGAGGCUGGACAGAGAUUCCCAAUAUACCAGUAUGAAUUUCAGUCCUAUCAACUUCAUCCUGGGAGCCCCAUUGGGCAACUGAUCUCACCAAGCUCAGGAAUCUCAGGUUCUGGCACCUCAUCUCCUUUCCCUGAUGGUGAUUUUGCUUCUGGUUUACGUUUUCCUGAGUUCCGAAUGGGUGACCCUCCCAAGCUCUUGAGCCUUGAGAAGCUUUCCAACCGUGAAUGGGGAUCAAGUCAUGGUUCUGGAACUUUAACCCCAGAUGCUACAACGUCCACCCCCCGCAAUGGUCUUCGUUUGGAUCAUCCGCUCUCUGAAAUUGUGUCACAUCCGAGUUUGGAUAAACAAAACCCAAUUGAUCAAGUUGCAGUUAAUCAUAGAGUUUCAUUUGAGUUGACUACAGAAGAAGUUAUAAGAUGUGCGGAAACUGGGGCAGCAACAUCAUCUGAAGCUGUUUCAGAAUCUCUACGUAAUGAAGCAACAAAAGAAAGAGAAGAAAACACAACUAAGGUGGCAGAUGAUUAUGAAUAUCGUGUCGGUGAAACAUCCAAUGAAAGACCAGAGAAAGCUCCAGCAGACAGGGAAGGCACACCGCAGCACCACGAGAAUCAAUCCUUAACACUCGGGUCAGCUAAAGAAUUCAAUUUUGACAACGUCGAUGGAGUUGAUGCCCAUAAGCCUAUUCUUAGUUCCGAUUGGUGGGCCAACAAGAAGGUGGCCGGAAAGGAUGAUAACGUAGCCAGGAAUUGGUCAUUUUUUCCUAUGAUGCAACCAGGAGUAAGCUAACCGGUACGCAUUUUAGUCGAUGCCUACUGAUUUUCAAAUCAUUUUAGGAACAUAGGUGUGGCUUUGGGGAUCCAGAGUAAACAAUUUGGUAACAGCAACAGGGUACAAUUAAUCAACCAUAUCAUUGAUAAUUUUAGGGGGGGUUUGACACAGACGGCGCAUAUUGCAAUGUUUUCGGAGGAAACAGGGUCUUAUGGGCGUAGUUCUGUUGUUUAAUAUAUGUAUUAUAUAUCUCUAAUUUAGGCAGAAAGAUACGAAAACAGUCCUUUUGAUUUGUGCCCCCAUAUUUAAAAUCCUAAUGACAGGAUAGUAGAUGGCAAUAAUAAUAAAUAAUAAUAGCAUUGCCGUUAAAAGAA
Molecule: messenger RNA, 2042 nt
Organism: Gossypium arboreum
Lineage: Eukaryota; Viridiplantae; Streptophyta; Magnoliopsida; Malvales; Malvaceae
Exons: 2
Coding region: 313-1686 (457 amino acids)
Source: RefSeq, a predicted model, not a curated record